Harpegnathos saltator (Jerdon's jumping ant) is the source of this 996-nucleotide messenger RNA. It is a transcript of the gene baf, whose product is annotated as barrier to autointegration factor. The transcript is spliced from 3 exons. Lineage: Eukaryota; Metazoa; Arthropoda; Insecta; Hymenoptera; Formicidae. The coding region runs from base 207 to 479 and encodes 90 amino acids. Gene Ontology annotation, cellular component: condensed chromosome; nucleus. Gene Ontology annotation, molecular function: DNA binding. The record is from RefSeq and is a predicted model, not a curated record. Gene Ontology annotation, biological process: chromosome organization.
GAUUGAUGCACUUUUUGACUUUAUUGAAUCCAUGAAUCAUCGCAUCAUUAUAAGUAAUCAUUAUAUAUCACGUUUCUGUGAGGCAACGGUGUUGUGCAUUUGAAAAAAUUGAUAUUCAACGAGACUUGGCUGGAUAUUUUAUUACAUUGUAAUAUAAAGUACGCAACUCUCAAUAUUUUCAAAGAUUUUCACAUUUGCAGAUCAAAAUGUCUACCACAUCGCAGAAACAUAGAAACUUUGUGGCAGAACCAAUGGGAGAUAAACCAGUAACCGAACUUGCUGGUGUAGGAGAAGUUUUAGGGAAAAGAUUAGAAGCUGCUGGUUUUGACAGAGCAUAUGUAGUACUGGGGCAAUACUUAGUACUAAAGAAAAACAAGGAAUUGUUUCAAGAAUGGAUGAAGGAUGCAUGUUCAGCAAAUGCAAAACAGUCUACAGAUUGUUAUCAAUGUUUGACUGAUUGGUGUGAGGAAUUUUUGUAAAGUAAUUAUGAGAAAUCUAAAACUUGGAAUAUCCUUUUAGAAGUAAAAUAUUAGUCGUAAAGUUUUAUAACAUUUACAAGAUAUAAAAUAUAUUUCAGUAUUAUAAAUCACAUUUUAAAUAUAUUUUACAUAAGUGAAGCAAGAAUGUAAAGUUUAUUUUUGCAAGCUUAUAUUUGUGUGUUCACUAUAAAAUUCAUCAUAGCAUUCGUAAUAUUGGAAAAAUUAAUUUUGUCAAAAUUUAUAAUAGAAAUAUUUGUUUUCAAUAGUAUUUAUAUUAACAGUAAUUCAACGAAUCUCAAUAUUAGUAAAAUGUUUAUUUGAUGCAUUAAUUGUUAAGUCAAAAUUCUAAAAUUUUUAAAUAAAUUGAAGGAUAUUACACUUUGAUCACACAGUACAAAAAUAUGUAGAGAAAGGUGUAGUUUUAAGUAUAAGAACAUGGAUGUUGUGCUUAGAAACACAUAUAACGUUUAUGUAAAUAUAACAGAAUAAAACAAAUGCACUUUAUUCUUUAUUUGAA